AUGGCCAAAGAUAAAAAGAAGAACGCUGACGCCAAAAAGGCAAAAAAGGCUGAGAAAGCAGCCAAGCAGGCCAAUAAGGGUGAAAAGAAGGCCAAGAAUAAGGCCGCCAAGGUCGAAGGAAGUGAUGCCGAAGAUGUUGAUCUUGAUGAGGUGCUGGAAGAGUACCGAAGACAACAGGAGCAGUUCCUCAAGAUCACUGAGACAGUAAUUGAUGCACCUCCGAGAGCGAGAGCUGCCUCAACGUUGAUGGCUUCACCUCAUGAUAGCAAUACUUUACUACUCUUUGGCGGUGAAUACUUCAAUGGCUCUCUCGCUCAGUUCUUCAACGAUCUCAAUAUCUACAACAUUAACAGAGAUGAGUGGCGAUGUGUAACUUCACCCAACGCUCCACUCCCACGAUCUGGUCAUGCUUGGACCAGAGCUGGAAACCCGAACCACGUCUAUCUCUUUGGCGGGGAGUUCUCCUCGCCAAAGCAGGGCACAUUUCACCACUACUCGGACUUCUGGAGGCUGGAGCCUGCAACGAGGGAGUGGACCAAGAUUGAGAGCAAGGGUAAGGACAAGAGCCCUUCAGCUCGAAGUGGUCAUCGGAUGACGUACUGGAAGCAGUACAUUAUCCUCUUUGGUGGUUUCCAAGACACUUCAAAUCAGACAAAGUACCUAUCAGAUCUUUGGAUCUUUGAUACUGUUAACUUUAUGUGGCAUUCUCCUCAGCUGCCUCCUGCCCAGCUCAAGCCAGACGCUCGCUCAUCUUUCACUCUGCUACCCCAUGAACAAGGUGCGGUUCUCUACGGAGGUUACUCACGUGUUAAGGCGACUGUCAACGUCAAGCAAAAGGGCAACAAGGGACCUAGCCAGGCUCAGCGAAAUGUUCUUAUUCCCAAGGUUCAUGAAGACUGCUUCUUCCUCAGAAUCUUGCAACCUGCCACAGACGCCAAUCCCAACACUCCCCCGGUCGUUCGCUGGGAAAAGCGAAAGAAGCCUGCCAAUGCCCCCAACCCUACACGUGCUGGUGCGACAAUGGCCUGGCACAAGGGCCGCGGUAUUCUCUUUGGGGGAGUGCACGACGUUGAGGCUAGUGAGGAGGGUAUGGAUAGUGAGUUCUUCAACCAGCUUUUCGCUUGGAACAUUGAACGAAAUCGAUUCAUGCCGUUGGGCCUACGAAAGCCUCGUCAACAGAAGAAGAAUGCUGCUGAGCCCCGAGGCGGGCGUCGUGGUCGGGCUCAAGCAAAUGAAGACGAGCUUCUGAGGCAGCUUGCUGCUUUGGAGACUGGAGCUUCUCUGGAUGACGCUGAUGAGAUCGAGCUCGCCAAGAAGGAAGAGGAAAGAGACGACGACAAGCCAGCAAGAGAAAUGCCAGUAACCAUGGAAUCCCCACAUGUAAGAUUUAAUGCUCAACUGGCCAUUCAAGACGAUGUUCUCUAUAUCUAUGGCGGAACAUUUGAGAAGGGAGACCGGGAGUUCACAUUUGAUGAUCUCUAUGCCAUCGAUCUUGGAAAACUAGAUGGUUGUAAGGAGAUCUUUAGUCGACCCGUCGAAGACUGGAUCGAGUCUGAUGACGAGGACGAUGACGAUGACGAGGAUGACGAGGAUGAAGAAGACGAGGACGAGGAAGAAACGGGUCAGCAACUCUACACACCCAGUAAGAGAAAGAAGAAGCAAGAUGAGGUUUCUGAGGCUUCUGAGGCUUCGUCAGAUCCUUCAUCGGAGCCUUCAACGCCCUCAGAAGACGAUGAGACUGAGACUGCAGCCACUUCUGUGGACGACGGGCUACCGCAUCCUAGACCUUUCGAGAGUCGGCGAGAGUUCUUCGUCCGUACAUCAGCUGAGUGGCAAGAGAUUCUGAUGACGAGCCUCCGUUGGAAGAACAUCCAGCCCGAGACACUAGCUAUCAAGGAGAUCAAAGCUAAGGCCUUUGAGCUUAGUGAGGAGAAGUGGUGGGAUUGCCGUGAGGAAAUUCUGGCUCUGGAGGAGGAACAGGAGGCUGCUGGUAUUCAGGAGGUAGUAAGCUUAGCGGAGAGAGGAGAUGCUGUGUCUGGUGGUGGCGCGAGAAGGAGGUAG
This is a messenger RNA of Fusarium fujikuroi IMI 58289, 2061 nucleotides long. Its product is annotated as related to Kel2p and Kel1p. Bases 1 to 2061 code for a protein of 686 amino acids. The transcript is spliced from 4 exons. The record is from RefSeq and is a predicted model, not a curated record. NCBI's taxonomy places the organism in Eukaryota, Fungi, Ascomycota, Sordariomycetes, Hypocreales, Nectriaceae. Gene Ontology annotation, molecular function: protein binding.